AUGGGUAAGAGUAGCAAAGAUAAGCGGGAUAUCUACUAUCGCAUGGCAAAGGUGGAAGGGUUUAGGGCUAGGAGCGCAUAUAAACUGUCACAAAUAUUCGAAGAGACAGGAAUAAUGUGUAAAUAUGAUGAUAAUACUAUUAGACAUUUUCUAUUGGCUAAUUGUUGUGAAAUAUGCUCUGCCGCCCAUGAGAUUUCAUCAUUACAACAACCACAUAUGGCUCAUACCCCGGAGUUGUAUACUAAAAUAGUUGACCUAUGUUCUGCUCCUGGCAGUUGGUCACAACUAGUAUCAGAAAUUGUAUUGGAACAACAUAAACAACUGUUAGAUAUUGCUAAAUCUUUAACUAGGUGCAAUAACAGUUUCUGUGUUAAUCUACAGAAAUAUCUUGAUAAGCCCAUUGUUAUAUCAGUCGACUUGCAGGAAAUGGCACCGUUGCCUAAUGUACACUUUAUCAGAGGCGAUAUAACGGAUCAAUGUGUAUUGCAACAGGUGUUUAAUUAUUUUAACACACGCUCAAAUGUUGACAACAACAAUAAUUCAGUUUCCGUUUCCACAGAUGAGAAUAUGAAAGCAGAUAUUGUUUUGUGCGAUGGAGCUCCUGAUGUUAGUGGGUUGCAUGAAGUUGAUGGUUUUAUCCAAUCAGAGCUGAUCAGAUUUUCCCUUCAUAUGGCCACACAGGUAUUGAGACUUGGCGGAACUUACAUAUCUAAAAUGUUCAGAACAGAAAAAUAUCCAUUCAUAAUAUCUAGAAUUGGGUUUUUGUUUGAUAAAGUUCAAGUAAUGAAGCCUUCUGCCUCGAGAAAUUCUAGUGUCGAGGCCUUUAUUGUUGCUCAGGGUUUCAAGGGAAAUAUUGAGAAUCUAUCGCAAAUGUUAGCAACACCUCUAGUCAAUCCCUCACAAUUUGAAUUUAGAUCUCAACUAAAUGCAGCUUUAGUACCCUUUAUUUCAUGUGGGGAUUUGAGUUCAUUUGAUUCAGAUAGAAAUUACCCUCUUGAUGACUAUCAGCCAUUGGAUCCAGUCCAGCCGCCAAUUACCGCGCCAUAUAUCAAACCAUAG
Molecule: messenger RNA, 1059 nt
Organism: Babesia microti strain RI
Lineage: Eukaryota; Apicomplexa; Aconoidasida; Piroplasmida; Babesiidae
Product: rlmE, rrmJ, ftsJ, ribosomal RNA large subunit methyltransferase E
Exons: 1
Coding region: 1-1059 (352 amino acids)
Biological process (GO): cytoplasmic translation; tRNA methylation
Cellular component (GO): cytoplasm
Molecular function (GO): tRNA methyltransferase activity
Source: RefSeq, a predicted model, not a curated record